UAAUUCAUCUAACUUUCACUUUAGCCUGAGACGCCCAUCACUAACAUACAGCGGCGACAUCAAUCAGUUUAGAGUUCAAAGAGCAAACAGCGAAACAUUUUGGGAGUCAUUUGAAUUGAAUUUUAAGUGCAGUCCAGGACGCUUGUGUAGAUGGCCAGUGAAUCCUGGUUGGAGGCUUCCCUGCGCCGUUCAUCUAAACUUGGGCAGGAGGUGUUGGAAAAAGCGAAAAGGCGAUCUGCGAGCUGUUCAAGACCAAGACCACCCGUACUCGAUCAUAAUGAAAGGAACUCAGAGAGAGACAUUUUACAUGCAAACUUGCACAGUGCUUUUGCAAAAAUAGUGGAGUGCAUGUCAGAAACGACCAGUCAGUGCAAGAAGUUUUAUGAGACUGUGCACCUGGCUCAGCCCAGUGAGCGAGAACACAUCUGUCGCUACCAUUCCCAGAAGAUGUUGAGGACUGCAGACCAGAAACAGAACGCAAGUGCAGCCAUCAAACGAGACCUUGGUUCAUCAGAACAAGAGGAUUUUUCUAUUGAAGUGUCUCCAGGCACCUAUUCCAUCACAGCAGCGAUGGAGGACACAAAGCCCCAGACGAAAACUGUCUGCAUCAACGCUGGAGAAAGCUUGAGCCUUACAUUCAACCUCUGAACUGGGUGAAAUUCAAUGCCUUAAUUGAGGACUUAAAGACUAAAACUAAACGGACUGACUUUGACACAGCUUGAUAUCUUGGUAUCUCAGGAAUAUUUAUUAAUUUUUAAUAGCAAUCAUGAAUAUAUAUUGAGCCAUAGAAGCCACAAUGAGAUUCUGCCGCACUACAGAAUAUACAUUUUAUUUUACUUUGUUUAUUCUUUAAAGUUUUAAUAAAGUUGCAUGGUUUUACAUAA
Molecule: messenger RNA, 884 nt
Organism: Puntigrus tetrazona (Sumatra barb)
Lineage: Eukaryota; Metazoa; Chordata; Actinopteri; Cypriniformes; Cyprinidae
Gene: akip1
Product: A kinase (PRKA) interacting protein 1
Exons: 5
Coding region: 151-648 (165 amino acids)
Biological process (GO): regulation of non-canonical NF-kappaB signal transduction
Cellular component (GO): nucleoplasm
Source: RefSeq, a predicted model, not a curated record